UCUAUAGUUUGGAUUGCAUGCAAUUAAGACAAACAUUGAACAGAGCCAUAUGUUACAUUCAAUUCAAGUUUGGGACCUGGUCUCUCCCUUUCUAAACUUUGGCACAAGGUAUAAUAUUGUCAUCCCUCUGUCUCCUCUCUCUCUCAUGGAGCCUCUUUCUCACUCCAUCCACCAAGGCCUCGUUCCCGAUUUACAGCCACCAUCCGACGGUUUUCACCUUUUGGAAACUGGGCAUCCUGAUACCAGAUAUGGCAGGAGGGUAGAAGCCAACGACCCAACUACUGCAAGAAAAGUUCAGAAAGCUGACAGAGAGAAGCUCAGGAGAGAUCGCUUAAAUGAGCAGUUUCUUGAAUUGGGAAGUGCAUUGGACCCUGACCGCCCAAAGAAUGAUAAAGCAACCAUCCUCACAGAUGCAGUGCAGAUGCUGAAAGACUUAACUGCCGAGGUUAACAGACUAAAAGCUGAAAAUGUAUCUCUUUCAGAAGAAUCGGACGAUCUGAUGCUAGAGAAGAACGAACUCAAAGAUGAGAAGGCAACUUUAAGGUCUGACGUAGAAAGCCUUAGGAUUCAGUAUCAGCAAAGGAUAGCAGUUAUGUUUCCUUGGGCACCCAUGGAUCCAACAGUUGCAAUGGGUCCCACCCCAUACCCUUUCCCAAUGCCCACUCUAGCUACCCCUGAUUCUCAGCGAACCCCAACACAAGGGCAUGCACAAGCUUCUAUGACUCCUUUUAUGCCUGUUCCUUUCCAUCCUUCUAUUCAACCAUUCCCUUUUUUUAGGAGUGUAGACCCCAGUGGUAAUAACCAGUAUUUGUCCCUUACACCCUAUGCUUCAACUGUUAAUGUGCACUCUCAUGUAGAAAGACCCUCAGCACAGUAUCCCUCUCCUGUUCCUCCAUUGCCAGGCUUUGUUUUACAGUUACAGCCUACAAUCUCUGUGCCAGACCCUAGGUCUCUCACACCGAGCAUGCCAGUAGCCAAUCACGAAACUUUGGGAUUUCAACAAGGUAGCAUUGCCACUGAGUUGUCCCCCUGUGAAUCUGCCAAGAAGUGUGAAGAUUUGCAUUCUUCUAUGGGUGCAGAUUUGGAGCUUAGAACUCCAACCUCUUCGUCAAGAGAUUCUACUUGCCAAUCAAAAUGCUCGAGGAGUGAUUCUCAAGAAACAGGAGAGAACCAGGAGUGUUCGAUUAAAACAAAGAAAACAAAGCAAUCUUCUGAUUCCAGUGCCGCUGCCGGAAGCGCUUGUCCAGGAAAGUGUUUGGAUGAUGCACUUUCUGUGAACCUUGGCAACAGUUCUUCUUCCGAAAGUUGUGAUGGCUCCCCAAGCAACAAAGAAUGUGCUGUGCAGACCUGAUUUGUUGUGCGAAUGUAGAACCCGUUUCCUUC
Messenger RNA from Amborella trichopoda, 1383 nucleotides. RefSeq lists its product as uncharacterized. Lineage: Eukaryota; Viridiplantae; Streptophyta; Magnoliopsida; Amborellales; Amborellaceae. Gene Ontology annotation, biological process: intracellular iron ion homeostasis. Gene Ontology annotation, molecular function: protein dimerization activity; DNA-binding transcription factor activity. The record is from RefSeq and is a predicted model, not a curated record.